AUGCAGAUUUUCGUCAAGACCCUCACGGGCAAGACGAUUACGCUGGACGUCGAAGCGUCAGACACGAUAGACAACGUCAAGGCCAAGAUCCAGGACAAGGAGGGCAUCCCUCCCGACCAGCAGCGCCUCAUCUUCGCCGGCAAGCAGUUGGAGGAUGGCCGCACCCUUUCGGAUUACAACAUCCAGAAGGAGUCCACCCUCCACCUGGUGCUCCGCCUCCGCGGCGGGGUCAUCGAGCCGUCCCUGGCGGUGCUUGCGCGCAAGUUCAACUGUGAGAAGAUGAUUUGCCGCAAAUGCUACGCACGCCUCCACGCCCGGGCUGUGAACUGCCGCAAGAAGAAGUGCGGUCACAGCAACCAGCUCCGCCCCAAGAAGAAGCUCAAGCCCCUCGGCUAA
Molecule: messenger RNA, 396 nt
Organism: Symbiodinium sp. CCMP2592
Lineage: Eukaryota; Dinophyceae; Suessiales; Symbiodiniaceae
Source: the annotation of a GenBank genome assembly